Cannabis sativa is the source of this 835-nucleotide messenger RNA. RefSeq lists its product as uncharacterized. NCBI's taxonomy places the organism in Eukaryota, Viridiplantae, Streptophyta, Magnoliopsida, Rosales, Cannabaceae. The record is from RefSeq and is a predicted model, not a curated record. The transcript is spliced from 3 exons. Bases 265 to 651 code for a protein of 128 amino acids.
GAUAACACAAGAGUUUCAUUUCAUUUCUCAGGAAAGCUUACCCACCCAAGAUAGACAGGAAGAACAAUCGUGAAGCCUAGCCGCCUCUGCUCUUCAUCUCCUUCCUUCUUCCAUCAACCAAUUCUUGCUAAAUCAGCCGCCAAAAAUCUCCGGUCCACCACGCCAGAUCGUCGCCGGCCGGGCUUCCCGCGUUGUUAUCGGUGACUGGGAUCAACUGCAGUCGUCCGUGGCGUUCCCCAGACAUUUUGAAGGUGAAGAACCGAAAUGGCAGGGAAUGCUGCAAAAUCUGUGGUGAAGACAGUUGCAGAAUACCAGUAUCCAUGGCGUGAGAAGUUGGUAAAGUAUAAGAAUGAGCUAUCUAAAGGAGUUUGGGGUUACUGGGAGUUGGGAGCGUGGAAGCCACUUGGACUUAGCGCACGUCGGCGAGCUCGACUCCGGAAGGAAGUUCUCCUAGCUGAGCAAGAUUGGCAUUAUGAUCCAGAGAGGAAAGAAAUGAGAACCAAGAGGAAAGGACACAAACACGAUAGAAUAGCUGCAGAGAAGCGAGAAAACACAGCUAGAUUGAUGGAGAAAAUGCCACAAAUGUUGCUUGACUACAAGAAGCGCAGGUGGGAGAAGAAGAUGAAGGAAGAAGACAAGACCAAACCUUGAUUUUGUGAGUGGCUGUGAAACUUUCUAGUUGAGAGUUGAGACAAUUUUGUUGGUAGUUUUCAUGAACUUGGUACUUUUUGCCAUCACUUCUAUGCUCGUAAUAACAAGUUGGCUCAUUUUAGACUGUAUAAUGUCAAAACUCCAAUUUUAUAAAAUCAAAUAUUCUAACUUUAUGUUUGUCAAA